CUAUAUUGUUCUCUUAUUUUCACCAAGAGAAUUAAAAGAAUGAAAGUUUUAGAGAGAGGGGGCUUGUGGGUGGUGGUUGAUAGAAAAUAGGUAUGGGUGGGUCUUUGGGGCCCUUGGGAAGAUUUUUGUCUUGUGCUCAGCUGAGGGGAGCACUCAAGUGCCUCUUACAAAAAUUUCCUUGAGUCCUCCCAGAGCCCAUUUGCCUUCUUCGUAGCCCCUUGAGCUUUUACUAGCCAAGGAAUGUAGGACCAAACAGUACUAACUUUGUUUUUGCUUAGAUUUGGAUGAUUUGACUUCACAAGCUUGGUUAAGGAAAUUAAGAAUCAACAACAGUAACAAAAAGCUAUUAUUCUGAAAGUGAACAGGAGAGGAAACUGCUUAGGUCAAGCCAUUCAUCUUAAGACAACACCAUGCAGAAAUUAAAGAGGAAUCCUUUAUAUCGUCGGUUGGUAUACCAUGGAUAUAAUAAAGUUAUGAAUGCUUUCACAGACUCUAGAGUAUCCUCUGACCAUGAUAACAAGGGCUUACAGAAGAAUAAAGUGACACCAGUCUAUGUGGAAUCCAUCAAUGAAAUCUUACAGAAGAAUAAAGUGACACCAGUCUAUGUGGAAUCCAUCAAUGAAAUCUUACACCAGAAGGAUGUUACAUCAGUAUCUUAUGUAGAACCCUUCAAUGAACUUGAAGUUCCACCUGAAAUCAAAGCAGCAACCUCAUGUGAAUUCACCAAUGAAAAAACUGUCCUGCAUGAGUUGAAAUCAGUAUCCAGUGGUAGACUCACCGGUGAAAUCACUGCCUCAUCUGAAUUGACAACAGAAACUCAGGAAGAAGCCAUCAUUGAAAUCAUAUUUGGAAUUUUGCUGAUCUUUGUGGACUUGUCUCUCGUCAUUGUGGAACUAUUUGUCAUUGAAGUCAAAGAUUAUAUUCUUUUGGAAUAUCAUUCAAUUUCUUUAGUUAUUGCUUUAUUUUUUCUCAUGGAUGUUCUUCUUCGAGUAUAUUUGGAAGGGAAACAGCAUUAUUUUUCUGAUUUAUUCAACAUCUUAAAUGCAGUCAUUACUGGGGUAAUUCUGCUGGUUGACAUCAUUUACUUUUUUCAUGAUUUGAUGUUUAUUAGCGCUGCUCCCAGAUUGACAAUUUUAUUUCGACUUCUACGACUUGUCAUUCUGAUGAGAGUUUUUCAUUUGGCUUAUCAAAAAAGAUAUCUUGAAAAGCUGACUAGAAGGCUGGUUUCAGAAAACAAAAGGCGAUACCAAAAGGAUGGAUUUGAUCUAGACCUCACUUAUGUUACUGAUCGUAUUAUUGCCAUGUCAUUUCCAUCUUCUGGGAGUUGGUCUUUGUAUAGGAAUCCAAUUAAGGAAGUUGUCCGGUUCCUAGAUACCAAGCAUUCGGACCAUUAUCAAGUCUAUAAUCUGUGCAGUGAAAGAGCUUAUGAUCCUAAGUACUUCCAUUACAGGGUCCAGCGAAUCAAGAUUGAUGAUCACAAUGUCCCCACUCUGAAGAAAAUGUUAUCGUUCACCAAGGAAGUAGAAGAAUGGAUGGCUCAAGAUAAGGAAAAUGUUGUUGCAGUUCACUGUAAGGGAGGCAAAGGAAGAACUGGAACUAUGGUUUGCGCCUACCUUAUUACCUGUAGAUUGUUUCUAACUGCAAAGGAGAGCACUUAUUAUUUUGGGGAACGACGAACAGAUAAAACCAUCAGCACUAAAUUUCAAGGAAUAGAAACUCCCUCUCAGAAGAGAUAUGUUGGAUAUUUUGAAAAACUGAUGACUUUAUACAACAGGACUCUUCCUCCAAGAAAAAUACUCAUAAUAAAAAAAUUCAUUAUUUAUUCAAUUCAUGGAGUUGGUAAAGGCGAUGGAAGUGAUCUAAAGGUUCAGAUAAUAAUGCAGCAGGAGGCUGUCUUUUCCUGUUCUUCCACAAACUAUAUGGUCUUUCACGACAUUGAAUCAGACAGAGUAAUAAUUAAUAUAUUCAAUUGUCCAGCUCUGUAUGACGAAGUGAAAGUGAAAUUUUUAUCCUCGGAGCUUCCCAAGUAUUAUGACAACUGUCCUUUUUUCUUUUGGUUUCACACAUCCUUUAUACACAAAAACAGGCUUUAUCUACCAAGAAAUGAACUGGACAAUCUCCAUAAACCAAAAACAUGGAAAAUUUACAGUCCAGGAUUUGCAAUAGAGGUAUAUUUUGAUGAAAAUGAACCAGUCAUUCUGUAGCUGGAAUAUGAUUAAAGUGCACCUCCCAUUCUCAGACAGAAUCAUGUCUUCCCUGAUCCCUGCUACAUACUUUAUGUCUUCUAAGUCUUUGCUGGCAUAGCUAUAUUUAUACGUAUAUAUGUGCAUUUGUUUCUGAUAACACUAUUAAAUAUACAGAGAUAAAAUGUCAAUAGUGAUUUCUUUUUUGUUUUUUGAGACAGGGCAGCAG
Fukomys damarensis (Damara mole-rat) is the source of this 2412-nucleotide messenger RNA. RefSeq names its product phosphatidylinositol 3,4,5-trisphosphate 3-phosphatase TPTE2-like. NCBI's taxonomy places the organism in Eukaryota, Metazoa, Chordata, Mammalia, Rodentia, Bathyergidae. The record is from RefSeq and is a predicted model, not a curated record. Gene Ontology annotation, molecular function: protein tyrosine/serine/threonine phosphatase activity; phosphatidylinositol-3,4,5-trisphosphate 3-phosphatase activity. Gene Ontology annotation, biological process: dephosphorylation. The coding region runs from base 411 to 2204 and encodes 597 amino acids. The transcript has 23 exons. Gene Ontology annotation, cellular component: cytosol.